Messenger RNA from Merops nubicus (carmine bee-eater), 2235 nucleotides. Its product is annotated as zinc finger protein 687-like. Lineage: Eukaryota; Metazoa; Chordata; Aves; Coraciiformes; Meropidae. The record is from RefSeq and is a predicted model, not a curated record. The annotation marks the transcript as partial. The transcript has a single exon.
AUGGGUGACAUGAAAACUCCGGAUUUCGACGACCUCCUGGCGGCUUUCGACAUCCCCGACAUCGACACCAACGAGGCCAUCCACUCUGGCCACGAGGAGCCUGAGGCCCACAUCAAACAGGUCCCUGGGGAGCCGGGACCCCCCGACCACGUCCUGCCCCACACGGACAUCACUGCUGUCAGUGUCAUUGUCAAAAACACCGUCUGCCCCGAGCAGCUCGACGCCCUGGACGGGCGCAGCAAAGAUGGGCACGUCCUAAAAAGCUCUCGCCUGCUGCAGAACGGCUUUGGGGCCACCGAGCUGCCCAGGUCCCCCACCCCCAGGUCCAUGGAAGCCGUGGCGUCCUCCAACGGGGAGUGUUGGGGGAAGGAAAAAGGUCCCAAACCCUUGGAUAUCUUCUCCCACUUCAGCCCCGAUCCUAACGAGGAGAACGCCGCCAACCUCAUCGACAGAGCCCGGGAGUGUAAGGCCAAGGAGAAGUCCCUCGCCGUGCCCUCCCUGUCCCCCUCGCCCACCCCCUCUCUGGACUGCAAAGAGCCCAUGGGGGAGAGCUCAGAGAACCUCCCCUCGGCUUUUCAGCAGCCUUUUGAACCCAGCCAGGCCAGGGGUGGGAACGGGUCCCCUCCUUCCAUCCCCUGCAUCAAAAAAGAGGAGUCUGACUCGGAGGAGGCGUGUCGUGAAGCCAGCCCCAAGGGGUUGGUCUCAGCCCUGGGCGACAGCCCCUUGGAGCACCUGAAGUCGGUCACCGUUCGCUACUCCGGGGACGAUUCCCCCAUGGCCUCCUGGCCCAGCUCGGAGCCCACCCUGGAGGGUGGCACUGGGAGCCUCGCUGAGGUGAAGCACUCACCCCCCGCCAGCCCCCGGGAGCCCUUCUUCAAACCUUCCUCCCCAGGGGUGCAGAGCCCCAGGCUCCACCCCUCUCCCAAGCCGCUGGAGAACAUCUCCCUCAAGGAGGAGCGAGAAGUUCUGGAGAAGUCGAUGGGAAGCCCUCAGAGCAUGUCCAGUGCUGAGGAGGAGGAGGAGGAAGAGGACAACAACAACGAUUCGCCAUCUUCCAACUCCUCCCGACCCCUCAAAGUGAGGAUUAAAACCAUCAAAACCUCCUGUGGCAGCAUCACCAGGACGGUGACCAGGGUCUCCUCGGAUUCGGAGCCGGGCUCCACCAAGGGCCCACCCGAGCAGAGCUCUCAGGAGACCUCCCUGGAGUCCUCCAGCUUCUCCACGUCGGCGGAGAAAGAGGAAGGCAUCGCUCUGGAGGCUCCGAAGGACAAACUGGAGCUCUCCAGCCCUUUAAAAUCCCUGGAAGGGCCAAAAAUAGUCAGCGUUCAGCUGGGCAACGGCACCAAGCUGAAGGGCACGGUGCUGCCCGUCUCCACCAUCCAGAGCGCCAGCAGCGCCAUGCUGAUCGCCGCCAGCGUGGCCCAGCAGAAAUCCUCCUCCCUGCCGGCCAAAUCCACCAAAUCUUUGGCCAAAAACAUCAUCAACCUGGUGCCUCAACCCCUCCCCAAAACCGACGGCGGGGGCAACGUCGGCGCCGUCGCCCCGGCGGCCAACCAGAAGCUCAACGGCACCACGGUGGUGAUGGUGCAACCUCAGAAACCUUCUCCCACCGUGGCGGGCACCGUCAUCUCCCGCAGCCAAUCCAGCCUGGUGGAAGCCUUUAACAAAAUCCUCAACAGCAAGAACCUUUUGCCUACUUACAAACCCAACCUGAGCCCUCCAGCCGACGCCAGCUUGGCCUUGCCACCUUUUGGCUACCGUUGCUUGGAGUGUGGAGACUCCUUUGCCCUGGAGAAGAGCCUGGCCAGGCACUACGACCGGCGCAGCAUGCGCAUCGAGGUCACCUGCAACCACUGCACCAAACGUUUGGUCUUCUUCAACAAGUGCAGCCUCCUCCUCCACGCCCGGGAGCACAAGGACAAAGGUUUGGUGAUGCAAUGUUCUCACCUGGUGAUGAGACCCAUCGCUUUGGAUCAGAUGAUCGGCCAACCAGACAUCACCCCUUUGGUCUCCGUGGCUUCUUUCCCCGCUGGGAAGGUGACGGGCGUGGCUCAGGAGGCUUUAGGGGUGGCCAAUGGGGCUCAGGAUCUGCCAGUCUUGCCUCUGAGCAACAGCUCGGAGCAGAGCAACUACAGCUGCUUCAGGUGUUUGGAGUGCAAGGAGCAGUGCAAGGACAAGGCCGGGCUGGCUGCUCACUUCCAGCAGGCAGUGACCUCAGGGACCACCAGCAGCACG